AUGGCCACAAGUAGGAGACUAAUUAUUUUGAGCGUAUUGGUAUGCUUAUUGUUGGUUGAAGCAUCGGAGGGUUCUAAGGCUAGGCACUACAAAUGGGAUGUGGAGUACCUCUUCUGGUCCCCGGAUUGUGUCGAAAACGUCGUGAUGGGGAUCAACGGGCAGUUUCCGGGGCCAACCAUCCGAGCCAAGGCUGGAGAUAUGGUGGUUGUUGAGCUCACUAACAAGCUCCACACUGAGGGAGUUGUUAUUCACUGGCAUGGCAUCAGACAGUUUGGAACUCCUUGGGCGGAUGGAACUGCAUCCAUCUCACAAUGUGCCAUCAACCCUGGAGAGACCUUUAUUUACAGGUUCAAAGUUGACAAGGCGGGCACAUACUUUUACCAUGGGCACUUUGGAAUGCAAAGAUCAGCAGGAUUGUACGGAUCUCUGAUAGUGGACGUGGAAGAUGGGAAGAAAGAGCCAUUCCACUACGACGGUGAGUUCGACCUCUUGUUGAGCGACUGGUGGCACCAAAGUGUUCACCACCAAGAAGUUGGCCUCUCUUCCAAACCUUUUCGCUGGAUCGGUGAACCUCAGACACUGCUCAUCAACGGGAGGGGACAGUACAACUGCUCUCUGGCAGCGCACUAUAGCAAUUCCAGUUCAAGCCAGUGCAGGCUAAGAGGAAGCGAACAAUGCGCACCCCCUAUUCUCCAUGUGCUUCCAAACAAGAUCUAUCGGCUCAGAAUCGCCAGCACCACUGCCCUUGCUUCACUCAACUUGGCCAUUGGGAAUCACAAAAUGGUGGUGGUGGAAGCCGAUGGAAACUAUGUGCAGCCAUUUGCUGUGGAUGACUUGGACAUCUACUCAGGCGAGAGCUACUCAGUGCUCAUAACCACCAACCAAGACCCUUCCAACAACUACUGGCUCUCAGUUGGAGUGAGAGGAAGAGAACCCAAAACUCAACAAGGCCUCACAAUCCUAAACUACCACCCAAAUUCAGCAUCAAAGCUUCCAGCUUCUUCCCCUCCUGUCACUCCUCUGUGGAACGAUUACAACCACAGCAAGUCCUUCACCAACAAGAUCUUCGCCUCAAUGGGGUCCCCGAAGCCCCCGAGAAACUAUGACCGUCGGAUCACCCUCCUCAACACCCAGAACAAGCUCAACGGCUACACCAAGUGGGCUAUCAACAAUGUGUCCCUAACCCUACCACCCACCCCUUACUUGGGGUCCAUUAAGAAUGGGUUGAGAAAUGCAUUUAACCAGGAAAACCCACCAGAGAGCUUCUCUAAUGAUUAUGAUGUGAUGAAGCCGCCUGUAAACCCUAACACAACAACUGGAAAUGGGGUUUACAUGCUUGGCAUGAACACAACGGUCGAUGUCAUACUUCAAAAUGCCAAUGCCCUAAGCGCCAAUGUGAGUGAAAUUCACCCAUGGCACUUGCAUGGGCAUGACUUUUGGGUUUUAGGGUAUGGAGAAGGCAAGUUUUCGACGGAAGACGAGAAGAAACUCAACCUGAAAAACCCACCAUUGAGGAACACAGCAGUGAUCUUUCCUUACGGGUGGACGGCUCUUAGGUUUGUGGCUGAUAAUCCAGGAGCAUGGGCCUUCCAUUGUCACAUUGAGCCUCAUUUGCAUAUGGGCAUGGGAGUGGUCUUUGCCGAAGGCAUCCAGCAUCUCAACAGAAUACCUCUUGAGGCUCUGGCUUGUGGUUUGACUGGGAAAAUGCUCAUGACGACAAACAACCACAAUUGA
This is a messenger RNA of Prunus armeniaca (apricot), 1734 nucleotides long. NCBI's taxonomy places the organism in Eukaryota, Viridiplantae, Streptophyta, Magnoliopsida, Rosales, Rosaceae. The record is from the annotation of a GenBank genome assembly.